AUGCGAGGAGUGGUCUCGGGAAGAUCGCAUGCGGCUCGGAUACCUUGCCAUCUUCACGGAUUCAUUGAAGGGAGAAAGUACUCAACCGCUACACGGGCUAGUCUUGCAAGGCUAGUGAUGGAUUUAGAAAGAUUUGAGAAUUAUCAUUGGGGGAGAGUGGCGUUUAAGGUGCUGAUGGAGUCUUUGAAGGGUGUAAAUUUGGAAUCAAAUUCAUACACUGUUGAUGGGUUUGUUCAAGUUCUCCAGGUGUGGGCGUACUUUGCUCUGCCAGAAUUUGGUGCUAAUUAUGAGCAUUCCCUACCAAACAGACCGUCUCCGCUGAUGUUGGCUUACGAUGGUGGCAAAGGACGCAUAUUUUUUAAAGAGGUCAUUAGCAGACAUACUAGCGUGAUCAACUUCGUCCAGAAGGACUUUGCUGAGAUGUUUCCACGAUGGGACUUUGCGGAGAACAUAAUCAAAGUCAUGUUUAAUACGAAAGCUAAUUGGAACUGGACCAUGAAUUGCUGGGAAGUCACCGGUACUAAACCGAGAGUGAAGAAGGAAGAGAGUGCAGCGGAGACAGAGAGUGGUGUGAAGGAGGAAAGUGCAGUACCUCGGAAGAAAGCUCGUAAAGCGGCUUCUGUUGAGGCUUGGAAAGUGCCUUCUGUUGAGGCUAGUAAAGUGCCUUCUGCUGAGGCACGUGCAGAGGCUCGUUCAGAGGCUUCUACGUGUGUUGGUGGGAUGACCAAGGAGCAGAUUGAAAAAAGCUUCAAGGGCAUAGCUGAUGUCAUGAGGGAUGGGUUUGGGAUGUGCCUUAGGGAGAUCAAGUUGUUGAGGGAUAGGUUAAAAGCUGUGGAGAAGAAGAGUGAGAGUGUGAAUGGGGCGAAAGCAGGACAAAAUGGGGGGAAAGCAGGACAGAAUGACCCCCAAGAACCGAGUUCCUCGAAAGACCUGAGUGUUGUGAUAGCAAAUGAGCCUCUAGAACAUAGUGGUGAACCUAGAGUUCUUGUAUUGGACAACGAAGUACCCACUGAUUCAGAUUUACAGAAGGGGGAAAUUAGAAGGUAG
Molecule: messenger RNA, 1047 nt
Organism: Brassica napus (rape)
Lineage: Eukaryota; Viridiplantae; Streptophyta; Magnoliopsida; Brassicales; Brassicaceae
Exons: 3
Coding region: 1-1047 (348 amino acids)
Source: RefSeq, a predicted model, not a curated record